Molecule: messenger RNA, 4567 nt
Organism: Acanthopagrus latus (yellowfin seabream)
Lineage: Eukaryota; Metazoa; Chordata; Actinopteri; Spariformes; Sparidae
Gene: znf280d
Product: zinc finger protein 280D
Exons: 18
Coding region: 193-2727 (844 amino acids)
Biological process (GO): regulation of DNA-templated transcription
Molecular function (GO): DNA-binding transcription factor activity, RNA polymerase II-specific; RNA polymerase II cis-regulatory region sequence-specific DNA binding
Source: RefSeq, a predicted model, not a curated record
UCUGAUUGGUCCAGACCAGUCAGAGCAUUUCCGCUGCUCUCGGCCGGAGCUGGGCCAGCGAUACAGUUUUCUCCCUGCUGUGGCAGAGUCACUAUAUUUUAACUCUCUCGACUUCAGGUAAAGGACCGAAGUUGUUAUUUGGACGCUAUUUGGACCUUGAAACCCAGAGGCUGGGCGUGAGAGAGGUCCACGAUGUCAGAACUAUUUAUGGAAUGUGUUGAGGAGGAGCUGGAGCCGUGGCAGAAACAAGUUCCUGAAGUUAACUUGAUAGAUGAUGAUGACGAUGAACCCAUCUUCGUUGGAGUACUCUCAAAUGACCAUAAGGAUAGUAAGCCUGACCCUCCACCUCUCCAGAGGAAAAGUGCAGAGAAACAAGAGAUAAAGCUUCCUGCACCUCAGCCUGCCAUUGGCCCGUCACCAAUAAUGCUGCCAUUGAAUAUCGCUGGAAAUGCAGUUAAUACUGCAGCACCCACUCUGACAACAGUUGCUCCGCAGCCUGUUAUCGUCAAUAACCAGGGCUUUAUCGUCACUUCCUCACAAUUUGCGAACAACAGUGAGUUUAUUGCCUCUCUUGGGUCCCAGUACCCUCCCGGGACUUCAUUUACAAUCGUUCCAGCUGGUCAGCAGCCGAUUUUUCAGCGUGUCAGUGCAGCCAAUGUAAUGCCUGGUGCUGUCCACAGGCCUCAGGUGCAACAAAUCAGCAACAAUAUUGUUACGCUGACUAACGUCCAGAGCCCUGCUAUGUACUCUGCGCAGUCUAAGCAGAUGCAACCCAACCGUUCCAACUCACAACCUCUUCAGACUCUCUCUAUGCCUGUAAAGGCUGACACCAAUAACAAAGACCAAAUAGUAGCCAAACGAACAUUGCCACCACAGCUAAUAGACAGCGUAGCUAAAAGAGUCAAGCUUGAUCCAGGGCCAACAAAAUUAGUAGUUCCAGUGGAAAACGGGAUCAUAAAGCGAAAAUGCCCAAAGUGUCAUGAAGAAUUCAUUAACCAAGAUACCCUGAGAUGUCAUAUGACGAACUGCUCUACAAAAUAUGACAAUAAACCCCCACCAGCUGUGGAUGUUGGUGCCAACAAACGCAUUAUGCUGGUCUCAGAUUUCUACUACGGCCGGUUUGACAAUGAUGGAAACAAGAAAGAGACGCAGAAGACCAACACCACUUUCAAGUGCCAGAGCUGUUUAAAAGUUCUCAAGAACAACAUCAGGUUCAUGAACCAUAUGAAGCACCACCUGGAGCUGGAAAAGCAGAACAGUGAGAGCUGGGAGAGCCACACAACAUGCCAGCAUUGCUACCGCCAGUACAUGACUCCAUUCCAGCUUCAGUGCCACAUCGAGAGUGCUCACAGCCCGAUUGAAUCCUCAACCAACUGCAAGAUUUGUGAGCUGGCAUUUGAGUCAGAGCAAGUUCUCCUGGAGCACAUGAAGGACAACCACAAGCCCGGGGAAAUGCCUUAUGUGUGCCAGGUCUGCAAUUUCAGGUCCUCUUUCUUCUCAGAUGUGGAGACACAUUUCCGAGUUACCCAUGAAAACACAAAAGACCUGCUGUGUCCCUUCUGUCUCAAAGUUCUGAGAAGCAGUCACAUGUACAUGCAGCACUACAUGAAGCAUCAGAAAAAGGGGAUCCAUCGCUGUGGAAAAUGCAGACUGAAUUUCCUCACCUACAAGGAGAAAGUGGAGCACAGGACUCAUGUCCACAAGACUUUCAGAAAACCUAAAGCCUUGGAGGGCCUUCCUCCAGGAACAAAGGUGACCAUACGAGCCUCCAUCACAGGAAAGUCACCUGCACUGCCGAACUCUCCUGAUCGAUCUGGCUUUACUGUCAGUUCAGAAACACUAAGCUUCAAUCAGCAAACCAAACCUCCAGUCAGUGUAUCCAAGUCUAAAUCAGACGGCUCUGCGGCGGGAAAAAACAAGAUGACUCAGGGCCAGAAGCAGCAAAGGAAUAAGACAAAGCACAAUCUGGCACUCAGGAAUCUUGGCAUGGACGGAGGCCGCUACACCUGCAUCGAGUGCAAUGGGCAAGUCGACCAAUUCUUCUCUCAUUUCCCAAUGGUUUCAAAUUGUGGUGCGUGCAAAUAUUCGACAAGUUGUAAACUUUCCAUCGGGAAUCACAUGAUAAGAUAUCAUAGUCGAAUAGCCAAAAACAGAGUUCUGAAAAUGGAUAAGAAAAAACCAUCUGCAUUAAAAUUUACCCUGAGGUGUCUCAACUGUGACCUGCUGGUAGAUGCAUCAGGUGGUGACUUGAUGAGCAAACAUUUAACUGAUCGACCAAAUCACGUAUGCAAAGUCAUCCAGGAGAAAGCAGAUAUGAAAGCCAAAGAUCGAGUGCAUCUCAUCUUGGAGCAGCCAGCAACAGUCUUGUAUGUCUUGACGACAGCACCUGUUCAAAAACCAAAGGAAAUGGAGUUGAAAGUAGCUGAAAGUGUCACAUCUCAAAGUGUUACUCUGGCCACUGUCGACCAACCAGCAUCACAGCCAAUGUUACCAGCAGGUGAUCAGGAAAAGGAUCCCACAGAAGCACGCCCUGUUGCAGGUUCUUCUGAAGGACAAUUAAAGCAGCAAUCACCGCCAACGCCCGAUACGUCAGAUGUGGCUUCAGAACUCUGUGAUUUAGACAAGUCAGAGGCCAACUCUGAAAGCCUCCAGGUGAGAGAAACUGUGCCUGUCUCAGGGAGCAUUCCCGAUGAAGAGACGAAGGCUCAGCAAACUAAACCGGAGUGACGCGUGACAACACUGUACAGUUAUGAAUUUAAAAAAAUAAUUGUAUCAUCAGCCACUCCUCAGCAUUUUUUCAUUUAGAAAUACUGAACAGAUGAUAAUUGUGCUUUGGCUGCUGAUGUUUCCUGUUAAUCAUGUGUUUGGAGAGACACUCAGCGUGAUAAAGAUUUUUGGGGGUUUUGGCAAAUGGCCCUCCCUCGGCACCCCUUCACCCCAGAUAGAAUAAACAAAAGGAUGUGAAAGCAAAAUGAAUUUUAACUAGCUCAAAGUAAAAUGAAUUAAAAAUGCAUGCAAAAUGAUCAAAAAGUGAUCACAAGUCAGCAUCAUUGCCAGUAAGGAUAAAUUUUUGCAGGACUACAGUCUGCAUAGUGUGGGCAAGUGAGAUAGGAGGCAAAUGUCAGUAACAAGGGAGGUCUUGCAUAGCCUAGCAUACAUUGUACAGAGAAACUGAGAAACACCUGUUUGACUUUUUAACACAAUGAAAUUGGGAGAAAAAUGGGAGAAAUUACCAAUUGUGGGAGAAAGUUACUAAAUGUAAAGAUUCUUUAUAUUUGAAUUAAAAAAAAAAAACUCCACUACAAACUUCUUAUGUUUUGCAUAAUUGUACAUUUGAGCUUCGGUAAUCAUUAUUAUGCUCAUGAUAAGAUUUCAGAUCUCUCUGUGUCUUACUGAUUCGACUUGAUUGUAGCUUGUUCUGGAAUAUUUAAAAAACUAGUGAAAAACACCAUCUGCCCAAAAGAUGAUGGUAUACAGCUCUUCUCCUGGUCCAUAUAGUAUCCACAUAUACUAAAAUGAUGUAAUUUAACCUUUAAAAAUACAUUUUGUUUAGGCAUUUUGAGUCCCAUUUACACCAGAGACUAUUUUAUAUAGAUAUGUUGGUUGGAGAGGCGAUGGGUUUGGGGUUUUUUUUUUGUUUGUUUGUUUCGGUUUUACAUCACCAACAUCAUGAUUUGUCUUCCUUUUCAACCUGUGAUUCGCACCCGUUGUAUUGAAUGUGAGGUUGAUGAAUGAAAAACGAAACAUACUUUUAUUUGGCAGUUAGCAAAACAUUCCUGGUUUGUGGCAAAAAAAUAAAUAAAUAAAAAAAUAAAAAAAUUUACAGGUUAUGUGUGGUGUUACAGGUAUGUUGUCACCAGCUGGUUUUGAUGAUCCCAGAGUAUCAUUUAUCCCAAGAGAAGGAAAGAUUCUGUUAACCAUUCAAAAAUAUUAUAAAAUGUAUAGAAAUACCUAGCUCUAAAAUUGUAUUCCCAGAGGAAAAGAAUAUCCAUUUUUUGAAAUGUGUGGCUUUGAUUUAAAAAAAAAAAAAAAAGCAUUGGUAGGGAGCCUUAGGUGGAAAGUGACCACAUUUAAUAUGUAUACCACUGUACUUGAGUAGAUUUUAUUAUCCUUCUUUUAACUGUUCAAAGUGUCAGCUUGUGAAAAAUGUCUGUUACCGUCGACAAAACACCGCGGUGAAAAAUGUCAGCCAAUUUUUAUGUCUCAGCUGCUGGUUGAUUAAGUUGCCUUUUUAUUUUGCAUUUAGGGGUUUAAAAAAAGGCUGAUUAUAUGUUCCUCUGGGGGUAUUUUUAUACAAUUUGUUUACUUUGAUGAUGUAAUAUUUCAAAAGUCAUUGUUCUUUCACAGGUUUUUUAAAAGGGAUUUUGCUCAUAUGUACAGUCUCUGUAGAGUGAGUCUAUAAAUGCUUCUACAUCUAUGAUGCCACUGUAAAUGUAACCCCGAGUCUGUUUUUGAAUACAUUCCUCUAAAAAUGUAAGGACACGUGUUCCUCAGAACCAUACACUACUGGGUUUGGAUCAGUGUUUUUUCCGUUGUUUGCUAUGUAAAUAAAUCUUUACUACAAUCA